AUGCCCUCCAAGUCAAACCCUCGUCGCUCGGACUUUGAGGUGGGGAUUCUAGCUGCCUUGGCCCUGGAGGCUCAAGCAGCUCGAGGGAUCUUUGAUGAGAUCUACGACGAUGAAACGGAGAACGCCAGUGCUGGUGAAGAUGGGCGAGCCACCAGGGACACGAAUUCGUACACCAAAGGCCGCAUCGGACGUCAUGAGGCCGUACUGGCACACAUACCAGGGAUGGGGAAGGUCAAUGCAGCCAACGCCGCAUCAAGCUUUCUGUCGAGCUUUACAGAACUGAAGCUUGUACUGCUGGUUGGGAUCUGCGGGGGCGUUCCUCACGGGCCAAAUGGUGUGGAGAUUAUGCUCGGCGAUGUCAUCAUCGGCAAGAAUGUGAUUCAAUCCGACUUUGGACGGCAGUUUCCAGACGGGUUUGUGCGAAAGAACAGCGUUGACGACAACCUGGGAAAGCAAGGGCCGAGAAUCAGGUCCUUCAUUACGAAGCUCGAAUCCUGCAAGCAGAACCUCGAGGAGACGAUGUCAUUGAAGCUCCAGUCAUUGCUUCGGAAGCCUGAAUUCGAGCCAUUAAAGUAUCCAGGAUCGAGUGAAGAUAAGCUGUUUUUGCCUGACUACGUGCACAAGCACUACAAUGCUCAGACCUGCGAGUGCUCUCAGGAUGGUAAAAUAUGUUCUAUCGCUAAACAAAGUAGUUGCGAGGAACUGGGCUGCAGCUCGGCAUGUUUGGAAGCGCGCAAACGGCGUCAGGAUCAACCCUCCAUCCAUUUCGGCUCGAUCGCAUCCGGAGAUGCAGUGAUCAAGUCCGGCCAGCAUCGUGACAAGAUUGCUCACAGGGAGGGGGUCAUAGCCAUUGAGAUGGAAGGUGCGGGAAUUUGGGAGUAUCUUCCUUGUAUUGUCGUCAAAGGAGUGUGUGACUAUGCAGACAGCCACAAGAAUAAAGAGUGGCAGCGAUAUACCGCUGCUGCUGCAUCGGCUGGUGCGAGAGCAAUCUUGGAACAAUGGGAAGCAACGGAUAGACCUCGAGAGAGUGGAAUGGUGAGCGUCUUUCCCCAGCUGAUUAAAUUACAAAACUGA
Aspergillus thermomutatus is the source of this 1074-nucleotide messenger RNA. Its product is annotated as 5'-methylthioadenosine/S-adenosylhomocysteine nucleosidase family protein. The record is from RefSeq and is a predicted model, not a curated record. Gene Ontology annotation, biological process: nucleoside metabolic process. The coding region runs from base 1 to 1074 and encodes 357 amino acids. The transcript has a single exon. Lineage: Eukaryota; Fungi; Ascomycota; Eurotiomycetes; Eurotiales; Aspergillaceae. Gene Ontology annotation, molecular function: catalytic activity.